GUGAGCCUUUGAGCCGGGCUUUUUUGCACGUGCCCCAUGUCGAAAGCCGAUCGCGCUCGGCAGCUGCUGAAAGAGAAACUGUUUGCCUUUGAGCUCUUCAAGGAGCUCUCAGCCUCCUUAAAGGAUGAGCUGGUGGCAGUGGUUGAACAGGUCUCGUAUUCUCCAGGAACACUUCUCUUCAGCGAGGGCGAUCCACCGGAGGACAUCUACUUGCUGGUGGAGGGAGAGGUGAAGUGCUUCAACAGGGUCUCUGACCCUGAAGCUGAGGGCGAAGCAUCCCCUCGACGUCAGUCCCUGUCGAUGAAGCGUCCAUCGAUACAGGGCAUCGAGGCGGUCGACUUUGGCCAGUGUGUGAAUGUGAUCCAUCCUGGUCGAGCUAUAGGCGUCGUGGAGCUGAUGCAGAACCAGCCGCGCUCCACCACUGCGGCGUGUUCGCAAGCCUGUGAAGCCAUCAUCAUCAGGAAACAGGACUUCUUGAGAUUGGUGAAGGAGAGUAUGUCUCGCGACUGGGUGGAGAAGGACAAGUUCCUUCAAACCCAUUUGGUGGGGAUUCGUGACCAUGCCCGCCACUUUGUGCCGAUCACUGGGAAGUCCCAUGCAACCUACAUGUUCGUCAAGCGAAAAUAUCCCGGUGGCCACGUCUUUCUGCGCGAGGGGAACCACGUGGAUGGCGCCAUCUACGUGAUCCACCAGGGCUCUGUGAACUUCUUCCGGGCCGCGCCAGGUGCUCCGAAGGCUGAGACAAGCUGGCGGAACCCCGUCAUGGAGAAGGGGAAACCCUUAGGUCUCCUCCAGCCCACCAGCGCGGGGGUGCUGGCACGCGAGUAUCGGCUGUGCGCCAUGUUGCCUGGUGGUGUCUUCAGCAGCUCCCCCGCUGCCGGCAGUGUGGGGGCGGAACCCUUUUCUGUGGUCGCAGGGUCCAAGGGCUGCGAAGUCUUCGAGUCCGUCGGGGAGAACUUCCAAAAGCUUCCCACGAAGGUGGCCGCAGCGGCUCGGGAGGUCUUGGCCAAAGUGGCGCAGCUCCAUCAAGAGAGGUGCGAGGUGCUUUUGGCCACGAUGCGCGACACGGGGAACGACGACAACCCGGCCAAGCUGUGGAGCCGACUCCAUGGGGCUUCAGGUCACCAUUCCAUUGCAUCCAAAAAGCCGAAUCCCCUGCUGACGGCCAGCAAGAUGCAGAUGGGGAUGACCAAGAGCGGUGCCCAUUCUGCACGGGGUCGCCGAAGUGCGGAUCCUACGCAGAGCCGCCGCGUGACAUCGGGUUGAGUGCGCGACCCGUUUGAGUUCAGGGUGGGUGGCUGUGACAACCGCACCAGGGCACUCAUGCAGUUGGCUCGGUCCGACCGUGGCUGCUUGGUCAUGCCAUUGCGAAAGGCCUCCCUUCGAGGCAUAGCACAAGAGUAAUAUGGCCUAAUUCAGAUUGAAGCAAGGGUCAGAGAUGGGCUUGUUUGUGACUCUAAUAACAUCUAAUAACUGAUCCGCCUUUUCAAGUCAUGCCUCUCAAAGUCUUACCGCAUCUAAGCUGCGAAUUUGGUUUCAAUACGCUUACAUCAGUGAUAGCCCUUAGUGCUGUUUUUCACUUGCACGACAGGCUUGCCUAAACAGAGGCACUGUCCCACCCUGGAAUGUAAACUUUUGCUUGACAUGCGCGCGCCUCGUACGGCGUGCACAAGCAGAGCAUGGCUUGCCACGUCAUUCCAACCGCGAGGAUUCUGAUCCCGCGAGCCGGCAGCCUUGCUAUACCUCUUUUGUUUUCGAGUUGGGGCAUGGUGAGUGUGCAAUCUCGGACGCUGUCAAGGUCUAGAGUAGACAACGCAGGCAAGGACAAGAGCAAGAAGUGACCUGAAGAACUGCGCACGAGCAGGAGCUGAUUUCGCGAAGGCCGUGUGCCAUUAACAAGCCAGUUCACGUCCAUGAAGUCCUCGAAUGAGAUGCUGUUUUUGGCCAGCCCCUCAGAGCGUGAGCAGGUGGUUGAUGUCCGCCGUGCUUGGUUUGGG
Durusdinium trenchii is the source of this 1997-nucleotide messenger RNA. The record is from the annotation of a GenBank genome assembly. NCBI's taxonomy places the organism in Eukaryota, Dinophyceae, Suessiales, Symbiodiniaceae.